ACUACCUAACCAGGAAGCAUAAUGCGCCCCUAUGUGAGCAAGUAAACACAUUCUAGCUCAGCCCAGAUACAAACUAACAGAGGCUAAAUUUACCAGGGUGGGGGAGACGGAAAGAAGCGGAAAGGGAUUCUUUAGAAACUGGGUCAUUAAAGGGAAAUUGGUGGUUUAGCUGGAAUGCAUCCUCCGGUCCUGAGAAAGAGCAGAAAGAGAGAGAAUCGUCUUUUGGGGGCUGGGAAUCUCAGUGUGUCUUUCCCUGGGGACAGCAGCAGCUCCUGAUAUAAACCUUUGGCUAGAAAGUUGUGUUUUAUUAUCACAGGGCAUGAAAGGCUGGGCGUUUCCCAUUUUGUGCAAAUACAAUCGGCCGUGCUGAAUCGCUUUUGUGAGUGAUGGGAGAACCUGAUUUGUAAAUAAAUGGUCAAAACUGUUUGGAAGAGUUGUAGAGAGCAGGUUAAAUAAAGAGGCACCUUAAAGACUCCUAAGAUUCGAUUCCAAGGACAGCAAUUCUGGUGGACUCUGAUGUCAGUGAUGGGAAGAAAAGAGACACUGGGUGGUUUUUUUUAAAAGCGCCUUCCUCAAAUCAAGAGAUUGCAAAUAAAACCCCCCUUUUAUUCCUAAUACUUCCAAGUCCAGGAGUUAAAAUAGUUCAGAAAUGCAAAACCCUCUAUAGUUUACGCAAAAGGAGGAAACUGCUUUUGAGACUCUGUAAAAAACAUUUAGUGCGGAAACUUGGGGAAGAGAUUGAAAGAUGUUCGGCCGGUCUGGGUACCAAGCCGUUCCCCUGGGAGAUUUUGACCGGUUCCAGCAAUCCAGCACCUGGCCGAAUGGAUCGCAGAGAGGCCUUUUCUCACUGAAUCGUACCUAUGACCCGUUGGAUCAAUCGCAGAGGGGAUUCGGUGCACCCCAAAGGUGGUUCUCGCAGGUGUGCCACCAGGCGAUCAUUGCCUUCGUGUUUCUGCUGACCGUCCUCACCUUCCCGAUUUCCGGCUGGUUUGUUCUGAAGUCAGUCCCAACUUAUGAGCGAGUGAUCGUGUUCCGUUUGGGGCGGAUUCGAACCCCCAAAGGCCCGGGCUUGGUUCUUCUCCUCCCCUUCAUCGACCACUGGCAACGGGUGGAUCUGAGGACUCGAGCGUUCAGCAUCCCGCCUUGCAAGUUAGCCUCACAAGAUGGAGCUCUGGUGUCAAUCGGUGCCGACGUCCAGUUCCGCGUUUGUGAUCCGGUGCUUUCCAUCAUGACGGUGAACGAUCUCAACAUGGCGACCCGGAUGACCGCUCAGAACGUCAUGACCAAGAUCCUCCUCAAGAAAUCCCUGCGGGAGAUCCAGACAGAGAAAUUGAAGAUUAGCGACCAGCUCUUGCUGGAAAUCAACGACGUCACCAAGUCGUGGGGCCUUGAGGUGGACCGGGUGGAACUGAUAUUGGAGUCUGUGCUCCAGAUUCCCCCGGACGCGGCGGCCGUCUCAGGAGCUUCACAGAGGAACGCGAUCUGUGGAUUGCCAGGGCUGGAUAGCACUAUUCAACAGCUGGCGCUUCAGUUCUUCGGCAAGAGCUUAGCUGCAGCAGGAACUAGUUCCAAGGGACCUCCUGAUCCAGAAAUUAAAAAAGAUCCAGAUCCAGAAAUUAAAACUACGUUGCAGGAAGUGGCGCCUUCCAUUUCUCCGCCCGGUGACACCUCGACCUCAGCGUGGGGAGACAGAAAAUCUUUAGUUGACUCUACCCGUGAUGAGAUCCGACCACAAGUGGAACCUGUGGAGGUACAGAGUAAAACAGGGCCUCCUGCCCCUAACAACAGGACCGUGGUACAGGAUAUCGGGAAGCCCUUCGAUCCUGAGGAGUUCCUGCUCAUCGUGGACGAAUACUUGUCUGAGUCCUUAGUGAACCAAAUCAGAACUUGCUACCAGAUCAACGUUCUGCUGCCCAGGGGAGGACGGAACACCUAUUUCCUCGAUCUUUCCACAGGCCGUGGAAGAACAGGCUGUGGCUCACCUGACCACAGUCCUGACGUCGUGCUGGAGAUGGCAGAAAGUGACCUCGGGCCCUUGGUCUGGGGGGAUCUCAAUCCGCUGAACGCCUACGUCUGCGGGAAGCUGCGGGUAAACGGAGACAUUUCCAGGGCCAUGAAACUGGAACUCCUCUUCAACGAAAUGAAGUAGCCUGGCUGCGUGACUCUGGGCCAGAACAAGAGCUGGGCUGACUUCUCAAGGAUGGUCUGUUUGGAGAGGCGCUUAGCCUGCGUGCACGGCUCUGUACCUGUCUGUGUGCCCAUUUGGCUGAUAGGUUGCCUUGAUCCUCUGACCCCCCCUUUGUCGCAUCUGCAAACUUGGGGGCCCUCGGCUUUGAAUGCACAGAGCCGCAAAGUCCUGGAACCAUCCCACAUCCAGAAAGACCGACGGAGACCAGCCGUUGAUGGUCACUCGCAAGGAAGAUGGAAUGUGUCCAAGUGAUUGUCUGGAAAUAAGGGAACAAUCGAGAAGGGGCAGGCCAAGCGACCUGCCUGCUUACGCCGUUGGUGAAGAAACGCCGCCACAGAAUUCUGCGCAGAGAGCCAAAAUUCGAAUGCCCUUGUUGUUCUUUUAAUCUCGAAGUUUUGAAAUUUGUCUUUGGCACGUCUGGUUUGUUUGUUUUUUUAAACGCCUGGUACCUUAAUUCUUGCUGUUGAAUCUUAAGGCAAUAAACCAGUUAUUUAUUUAUUAUUUACUUCAUUCAUGCCCA
Messenger RNA from Sphaerodactylus townsendi, 2708 nucleotides. It is a transcript of the gene STOML1, whose product is annotated as stomatin like 1. The coding region runs from base 746 to 2149 and encodes 467 amino acids. Gene Ontology annotation, cellular component: plasma membrane. NCBI's taxonomy places the organism in Eukaryota, Metazoa, Chordata, Lepidosauria, Squamata, Sphaerodactylidae. The transcript has 8 exons. The record is from RefSeq and is a predicted model, not a curated record.